AAAUCCAUACUGGAUGGACACCCUACACAUGCUCGGAGUGCGGGAAAUGCUUCAGUUAUAGAUCAGCCCUUCGCUUACAUCAGAGAAUUCACACAGGUGACAGACCCUAUGGAUGCUCUGAGUGUGGGAAACGCUUCAUGGAUCGUUCAGCCCUCAUCACACAUGAGAGAAUCCACACAGGAGAGAGACCCUACAUGUGCUCUGAGUGUGGGAAAAGCUUCAAUCAGAGCUCAAACCUUAUCAGACAUCGGACAAUCCACGGAGGAGAGAUGCCCUACAUAUGCGCUGAGUGUGGGAAGAGUUUUAAGCAGAGCUCUGCCCUGAUCACACAUCAGAGAAUCCACACAGGGAAGAGGCCUUAUGAAUGCAGUGAGUGUGGGAAAAACUUUACUCACAGAUCACACCUUAUUACCCAUCAGAGAAUCCACACAGGGGAGAGACCCUAUGAAUGCAGUGUGUGUGGGAAAAGCUUCACUACCAGCUCAGCCCUUUCUGAACAUCAGAGAAUCCACACAGGGGAGAGGCCCUAUGAAUGCACUGAAUGCUGGAAAACCUUCACGCGCAGCUCGCACCUUACUAGGCAUCAGACAAUCCACACAGGGGAGAGGCCCUAUGAGUGCCGUGAGUGUGGGAAAAGCUUCACUACCAGCUCAGCCCUUUCUGAACAUCAGAGAAUCCACACAGGGGAGAGGGCCUAUGAAUGCCGUGAGUGUGGGAAAAGCUUAACUCACAGCUCAGGCCUUUUCUCCAUCAAAGCAUCCACACAGGAGAGGCCCUAUGAAUGUUGUGAGUGUGGGCAAACCUUCAGUCGCAGUUCACACCUUAGUAGGCAUCAGAAAAUCCACACAGGAGAGAGGCCUUAUGAAUGCCGUGAGUGUGGGAAAAGCUUCACUACCAGCUCAGCCCUUUCUGAACAUCUGAGAAUCCACACAGGGGAGAGGCCCUAUGAAUGCCAUGAGUGUGGGAAAAGCUUCACUAUCAGCUCAGCCCUUUCUGAACAUCAGAGAAUCCACACAGUGGAGAAGCCCUAUGAAUGCAGUGAGUGUGGGAAAACCUUCAGUCGCAGCUCGUACCUUUUUCAACAUCAGAGAAUCCACACAGGUGAGAGGCCCUAUAAAUGCAUUGAGUGUGGGAAAAGCUUCACUACCAGCUCAGUACUUUCUGAUCAUCAGAAAAUUCACACCGGUGUGAGACCCUAUAAAUGCAGUGAGUGUGGGAAAACCUUCAAUCACAGAUCAACCCUUAUUAGGCAUCAGAGAAUCCACACAGGGGAAAGGCCCUAUGAAUGCAGCGAGUGUGGGAAAACUUUCAUACACAGUUCACACCUUAUUAGGCAUCAGAGAAUCCACACUGGAGAGAGGCCCUAUGAAUGCAGUGAGUGUGGGAAACGCUUCACUACCAACUCAGCCCUUUUUCAACAUCAGAGUAACCACGCAGGCGAGAGGACCUAUAAAUGCGGUGAGUGUGGGGAAAGCUUCACUACCAGCUUAGCCCUUUCUGAACAUCAGAGAAUCCACACAGGAGAGGCCCUAUGAAUGCAGCGAGUGUGGGAAAACCUUCUGUUGGCACU
This is a messenger RNA of Mauremys reevesii (Reeves's turtle), 1570 nucleotides long. RefSeq names its product zinc finger protein 420-like. Gene Ontology annotation, biological process: regulation of cytokine production; negative regulation of transcription by RNA polymerase II; regulation of immune system process. Bases 138 to 1535 code for a protein of 465 amino acids. The record is from RefSeq and is a predicted model, not a curated record. The transcript has 2 exons. NCBI's taxonomy places the organism in Eukaryota, Metazoa, Chordata, Testudines, Geoemydidae.